AUGAAUUCAAUGCUUGAUAAAAAAAUGACAGAUGCUGAUCCGAACGAUAAGAAUACCAUCUAUGAAAAGGCUAAAGCUUACUGGGCAACGGUAUCUUGUAAUGUUGAUGGUAUGCUUGGAGGUUUUGCUCAUCUUCAUGUACCCGACAUUCGUGCUUCAAAACAAUUCAUUAAUCUCUUGAAAGUCAAAGGAAUGCUGACAAAGUAUGAACGGGCUAUUGACUGUGGAUGUGGCAUAGGACGUGUUACUAAGCAUCUCUUAUUACCAUUGUUUGAAUCGGUGGAUAUGGUGGACGUUACCGAAAAUUUCAUUCAAGAAUCUGCCAACUAUAUUGGUAAAGAGAACAGUCGGAUUGGUAAUAAAUUGAUAUGCAGUUUGCAGCAGUUCGAGCCAUCAUCUUGUCAUUAUGAUCUCAUAUGGAUACAGUGGGUUACUGGUCAUUUAACAAAUAACGAUUUCUCUAAAUUUCUCCAACGAUGUAAGGGCGGUUUAAAAGACAAUGGCUGUAUUGUUCUAAAGGAAAACGUUACUUCUUCUGAAGAUCGAUAUGAUUUCGAUGAUGAAGAUAACAGCUGGACGCGUCCUAAGGAUGCGUUGUUGCAACUCUUUCGAAAUGCUGGCCUUACAUUAAUAGCCCAGAAGAAACAGCAGAAUUUUCCAAAAGAAAUGCUUCCUGUUUAUAUGUUUGCAUUGCAAUAA
Acanthocheilonema viteae is the source of this 699-nucleotide messenger RNA. The record is from the annotation of a GenBank genome assembly. NCBI's taxonomy places the organism in Eukaryota, Metazoa, Nematoda, Chromadorea, Rhabditida, Onchocercidae.